GUCUUUUCUGGAAUUGAGGUAAUUGUCAACCGAGAGACACCGCAUCACCGAGAUCCAGGAGCAUCACCACCAUUCUACGACCUUCUAGUUAGCCUUGGCCAAGCCAACCAGGCUAUACUAGAUCUUCCAGACUUGGGCACCCAACUAGGUUAUCCCCCUAGGACUAUGGUAUAUAUUGCAGGCAAGGUGCUGGAACAUGGAGUCCCAGGUUGGGGUGAUGGCGAGAGGAUCGUGAUCGCC
Messenger RNA from Suillus bovinus, 240 nucleotides. RefSeq lists its product as uncharacterized. Lineage: Eukaryota; Fungi; Basidiomycota; Agaricomycetes; Boletales; Suillaceae. The transcript has a single exon. The record is from RefSeq and is a predicted model, not a curated record. The annotation marks the transcript as partial.